Drepanopeziza brunnea f. sp. 'multigermtubi' MB_m1 is the source of this 408-nucleotide messenger RNA. The record is from RefSeq and is a predicted model, not a curated record. NCBI's taxonomy places the organism in Eukaryota, Fungi, Ascomycota, Leotiomycetes, Helotiales, Drepanopezizaceae.
AUGACCGGCCUCUCCUACUCCCCCCGAACAAUGAAAUCGCUCGCAGUCCAUAGAUCUCUCAGUGCCGAGGAAGGUGGAAUGCCAAUCUCCGAUCUUGGUGGAACAGCUUCCCGGUCCUUGGUCAUACCAUCAAAGGACUCCGAGGGGGAUGUUAUUCAUAGAACACCACCUCGCAGCGGCGAGACAUCUCGCAAGUCCAACAACGGGAAAGCUACUGGUCAUGAGAUGGAGGCUCUCGACCAGAAAUAUACGCCCGCUAUAUAUCCUAAUAUCAUCAAGCAAGCCCGAAGCAACACAAACCGCGACGCAGCCACCAAACCCCAGUCCUCCCCGGAUAAAAGCCAGCAAUUGUUGAAUAGUGUCUCUCAGUCCUGGAAAUUGUCCCCAGAAAUCCAAGAAAGCAAGUAA